CUGGUUUAUAAUAAGAUUACCCAAACUUCGCAGUAUAUCACUUAAUUCAUGUCAAGAGAACUCUCUUGAUCAAAGUCACUCUGACUGGCCACCAGCCAUGGAAGGUCGACAAGAUGUCCUGCCCAAGAAGAGAGAGAGGCGAAAAGCAUCCGUGAUACCGUUCCUGAAGAAGCCGAAGAAACCCAGGGAAUUGUCGGAGGAACAUUUUGAGGAAAUAGUGAAUUCGUUUUACAUUAUCGACACAAACCAGGAUGGUCGAUUGUCGAGGAAGGAACUAAACGACGCAGCCUUUGUCGUGGGAAUGAACCCCACCCCUAAAGAAAUACAGGAGUGGUGGUCCAGGGCAGACAUGGAUGGAGACGGAUUUAUAUCUCUGGAGGAAUACGUCAAAGUAAUGUCGACAAACUUUGUGUCUAUUGACAUUGAGAAGGAACGGAUGAAAGCGGCGUUUAGUCUUCUAGACCGAGACAAUGAUGGGCGGAUCACACGGAGUGAGUUUCGGGCUGUUAUGAUGUACAACAAUAACGAAAUGACUGAAAAGAAGGUGGACGAACUAUUCGAUGAGGUGGAUUCCAAAAGAAAAGGCUAUCUAGAUUAUGAAGAUUUCAUCGAGAGUCACAUUUGUUCUGCGAUAUUUUAGUAACGUCACCAUUUUGUGUUGUGUUCCUGUGACAUCAGACUUGUGGGAGCCAUUCUACCUCAUUCAUUUUGCCCAAGAAAUUUUACACAUCAAUAGUAAUUGAAAGAGACUCAUGAGAAUCGGAUUUUUAUCAUUUAUUCAUAUAAUCUUCUUUUGUACUGUAUGACUGUCUAUGAAUAAAAAUCAGUUUUAAAUGUA
Ostrea edulis (European flat oyster) is the source of this 838-nucleotide messenger RNA. Its product is annotated as neo-calmodulin-like. Gene Ontology annotation, molecular function: calcium ion binding. NCBI's taxonomy places the organism in Eukaryota, Metazoa, Mollusca, Bivalvia, Ostreida, Ostreidae. The record is from RefSeq and is a predicted model, not a curated record. The transcript has 4 exons. The coding region runs from base 98 to 640 and encodes 180 amino acids.